This is a messenger RNA of Lactuca virosa, 447 nucleotides long. NCBI's taxonomy places the organism in Eukaryota, Viridiplantae, Streptophyta, Magnoliopsida, Asterales, Asteraceae. The record is from the annotation of a GenBank genome assembly.
AUGCACUUAAUCAUGGAAGCUAUAUGUAGAUAUUUCUUUCAGGCUGCUGCCAAGAUUAUGAUGAAAAAGAAAAAGGGGACAGCUAUGGCUUCAUUGAUGCAUAUGCAGAAAAUUCUAUCAAACAGAGUGCAACAUUUUCCAACUCUUGAGAAAGCUAUUGAGUGGAAUGUGAGAUCAGGCUCUUUAAGAAACAUCGAUUCUGCUCGAAUAUCGAUUCCCGGGACUGUAAACUAUCGACACAGAACACGAUUGGAGGAAACAGAACAAUAUUUCAGAGGAUGGUAUGAAGGCCUCUCGGAAAAAAUUUUGUCAUCUCCUGUCCCAAAGCUGUUGCUGUUGGCUGGAAUAGAUAGACUUGACAGGGCUCUCACGAUAGGACAAAUGCAGGGAAAGUUUCAAAUUGUGGUUGUCCGACAUACUGGCCAUGCAAUACAGGUGAGAAUUUAG